Molecule: messenger RNA, 1875 nt
Organism: Emiliania huxleyi CCMP1516
Lineage: Eukaryota; Haptophyta; Isochrysidales; Noelaerhabdaceae
Exons: 9
Coding region: 1-1875 (624 amino acids)
Source: RefSeq, a predicted model, not a curated record
AUGUCGGACCACAACACCAUUGGGAUCGGUGACGCUGCUGGUUUCCUCUCAAUGACGCUCAAGGCGGUGUCGCAGGACACGCUCAAGCGCAAGCUCGAGGAGAUCCAGGCGGAGAACGCUCUCCUCAAGUCGCACGCCGCAGUCUUGCUCGCCCGGCUUGCAGUGGCGCAGCCCGUCCCGUCGUGGAGCACGAGCGGCCCCGGAGGCGGGGCAGCGGCCCUCGUCGCCCUGCUGUCCGGCGAGGACAUGCUCCACAACGCCUCCGGCGGCUCCCUCUAUCUCAACGAGUCGCAGACGGCGCUGCUCGUCCCGUGGUUGGCUCUUUUCGCCACCCUCGGGAAGUUCGCCUGCGUGCCGCCGCAGCCUGAAAUGGCGCAGGCGGCCUGCGAGAUGGCCAAGCACCUCCUCAAGACGGGGCAGAUCUCAUACAGCGACCCUUCCCCGCUUCACGUGCUGCGCAGCUAUACGACGGUCAUCGCCGUGGUGGAGUCGUGGAAGCCAAAGGACGACGCGCACGUCGUCUUCUCCGCCGCCGACAUCCGCCCCGACUUCUACUCGGAGAUGCCGGCCGGCACGCCGCAUUGGGUGCCUACCAUGCUAAAGACGACGGAUCCAGAGCCGCGCAUGUGCACCUCCGGCGCGUCCGCCGGCCUCGGCUGCCUCGAGGCGAUGGGCGGGCAGCCUAUCGCGACGCCCGUCCCGCCGGGAAGCAACGCCUCCUCCUCGCUGUGCGUGUUCAACUGGCAGCCGGGCUUCAAGAUCACGUCGGAUCAGGAGUGCACGGGCGUGCAGCGGCCCGAGGACGCGCACAACCAGUCGCUCUCCGACUCCUUCUACUUUCCCUUCUUCUCGCUCGUCUUCUUCUCGCCGGCGCGCAUGGUGGUCGUCUUCAAGAGCGCGCGGCUGCGCGAGGCAGUGCUCGACUACGCCGCGGCGAACAGCGUCAAGCUCUUCAAGCUGAGCGACAAGUCGCUCCUCGUCAUCACGGGGAUCUCAAAGGCGCUCGUGUACGAGAAUGGCGGGAGCGCCGCCUACUUUGCCUUUUUCCCCGCGCGCGACGCGCCCGUGACCGUCCGCUUCGCGCCUGGCUGCAGCCGCGUGGGCUUCGGCGAGUCGUCGGGCGCUCUGCGGCUGCACUAUGCGAUGCAGCUGCCGCGCGCGCUCCUCGGCCUGCAGAUGUCGCACUUGACGUGCAGCUCGCCGUGCUUCUCCAUCGUCGACGCGGAUGGCAGUGUGAUGCGCGAACUCUUCGGAGCAAGCACGCGGAGGGCUGCGAGUGCGGCGUCUGCCGUGCGCUUCUCCCCGCGCGCGACUGCGGCGCUCUCGCCGCUCCGCUCGCUCACGCGGCUCUCUGUCUCCCUCCCAGGCAAGCACCCCGACGACUGCCCCUGCGGCAACUGCGGCAAGCACCCCGACGACUGCCCUUGCGGCGUCUGCCGCGGCCACACACGCGGCGGUGGCUGGCAGGCCGGCGGCUCCCGCGACGCGGCGGCUGCGCAGGCGGCCGAUUUCGCAGUCAUCAACGCGCGGGCCGCGGCGGACGCCGAGCUCACCGAGGAGGAGAAGUUCUACCGCAAGCUCAACGCGGUGAUCGCAAAGGGCGAAACGCUCGAAAAGGGCGCGAAGGAUUGGCCGCGCUCGCGCAAGAUGGACAUGGCGAUCCUGCGCGAGGUGAAGAAGCAAGCCAAGCGCAAGGCGGGGGGCGCGCGGCCGAUGACUCCCUGGAAGGCGAUCGCCGGCGUUCUCUUCGAGCUCAAGGCGCCCGCCGGCAGCAGCGACGCGCCCUUCGCCACGGACGCGCUGGGAGCGAACCUCUUCCCGCGCACGCUCAACAUCGAGAGCCGCUUCGCGGCCCUCUUCGGCCAAAACUGCUAG